This is a messenger RNA of Ctenocephalides felis (cat flea), 1842 nucleotides long. RefSeq names its product nose resistant to fluoxetine protein 6-like. Lineage: Eukaryota; Metazoa; Arthropoda; Insecta; Siphonaptera; Pulicidae. The transcript is spliced from 12 exons. Gene Ontology annotation, molecular function: acyltransferase activity, transferring groups other than amino-acyl groups. The record is from RefSeq and is a predicted model, not a curated record. Bases 1 to 1836 code for a protein of 611 amino acids.
AUGAUCAAAUAUAAGUUGAACUUUGAUAAAGGAGUUUUCCAGGAUCCUCGCCAUUUUCGGCACGAUUUACCAGUAAGAGGAGUAUGUCUAAAUUGGUGUCAAUUAGGUGACUCUUAUAUGCCUGGAGAGGAUUUAUCCAGGCAAUAUAAUAAAUUAGAAGUAAAACCAAAUUUAGUUCAAAAUUCUUCAUUAGAAGAAACUUUAGAUAGAUGUCUGCAGCGCGAAUUCAAACAAUAUGGAAUUAGAGCAGAAAUUCUCAGGGUUGGGUGCAGAACUGGAGAAAGGCCGGAUAGAGAUGCUCUAGAUUGGAUCGUAACAUUUAUCUGUUUCCUAUUAGCAAUUCUAUGUAUUUGGGCAACAGUUUUCGAAUUUUUAAACAGACGGAAAAGCCAAGAUAUAAACUACUAUAAAAAGCCUUUGAAAACACCAUGUGCGAGAUUACUAUCAUGUUUUUCAGUAAAGCGAAACUAUUUUCGCCUAGUCACUACUGUAGAUGAAGAAAAUAAAUUAUUUCGUAGUAUUCAGGGAAUUCGGUUCCUGACAAUGGCCAGUAUUGUCAAUGGUCAUUCUUUGAUGUAUGGUGCAGACCAUCUACCCAUCAGGAACACUAAUUACAUAGAAGAGCUCUAUUCAGUACCCACCACACAAUUUAUAAUAAAUGGAACUAAUUGCGUGCAAGCUUAUUUAGGAAUAAGUGCACUUUUGAUGGCUAAUGGAUUAAUAGAAUAUUCUAAAAAGCAUAAAGUUAAUUUUCAAAUGUACAUAGUUGCAGCAAUAUAUAGAUACAUUAGGUUAACUAUUCCAAUGGCAGCAAUGAUACUAAUUUCAGCAACCUGGAGUGUCCAUUUUGGAGACGGUCCAUUUUGGAAUGAAAUUGUAGGAAAUGAAAGAAAAUUCUGUAGAACUAAUUGGUGGGCUAAUAUAUUUUACAUCAAUAACUACUUUAGUACAGACGCUUGUCUGCAGCAGACUUGGUAUUUGGCAGCAGAUACCCAGUUGUUUAUGGUUAUGAUGCCGGUAGUAAUAAUAUGUAUUAAAUACCCAAGACUAAUGAGAUAUAUUUUGGGUUCCUUGUUAGUUGUAUCUUUGAUAAUUCCAGCUGUGAUAACUUAUGUUAAUAACUAUUUUCCUGGUCCACAAUUAUACCCAGAAAUAAUUCGAAAUCUACUAUAUGUCAAUGCUGAAUAUCGUGACGUCUACGUUCCUGGUCAUACUAAUGGAUCCACUUACAUAAUUGGAAUAAUAUUUGCUUUUCUUCUGGAAUAUUUGAAAGAGCAUAAAAUUGAUAUGAAGAAGAAGAAGUGGUUUGUGACCCUAUGGUUGCUCCUGGUACCAAUUGGUCUUCUCAAUCUUCUUUCUGGUUAUGUUUUUUACCGAGAUGGUUUUGAAAUCGAUGCCACUGUGUCUGCUAUCUAUGUGACAUACUACAAAGUUAUCUAUGGCGUUAUGGUGGGAAUAUUUACUGUUGGAGCUGCUCACGGAAUUGGAUGGUGGGGUUUGGACUUUUUAUGUUGGGGUCCAAUGCAAGGGUUGGGAAGACUAUCGUAUGCUGCCUAUUUGAUACAUCCUUUGCUUCUUAGAGUGCUGCAUGCCAAUGUCCGGGUGCCACUUUAUUUAACAGAAACAUUCUUUAUGGAUCAAACAGUAUCUGCGAUAUCCCUAAGUUUUCUAAUAGGAUUCAUAUUCAGUCUGAUGGUCGAACUACCAACGAGUGCUUUGCAGAAACUAACCUUACCUAAAAAAAAAGACAAUAACUCGGAGGAGCAGAUUAAAGAAACGGAGCUGUUGAGGGUUGAUACUACCCAAUCUCAAGAAAACACUCAAACUCAUAUUUAAACGGUA